AUGAGCGACUCGGACGGCGACACCCCGAUGCCCUCGGGCAGCGCACCCGCCCGCAACACCAACCGCCACGCCCGCUCCCACUCGGACGACGACGCCGGCUCCCCCUCGUCCGCCGACCACCUCCCCGCCCGCAAGCGCGUAAAGCUCGACCAGGCCACCAAGCCCAAGCCCAUCAACGGCAAGGGCAAGGCCCGCAUGCCCGACUCGGACCAGAGCGGCCACGACGAGUCCAGCGACGACGACCACAAGCCCGUACGCCGCGACGGCGCCGACGACGACUUUGGCCAAGACGAGCGCCAGCACCUCGUGCGCCACGACGACGGCUACGUGACGGGCUCCAUCGUCCGCAUCGCGUGCCACUCGUUCCUCACCUACGACAGCGUCGAGUUUCGCCCUGGUCCGGCCCUCAACAUGAUCAUCGGGCCCAACGGCACGGGCAAGUCGACCAUCGCGUGCGCCAUCGCCAUCGGCCUCGGCUUUCCCGCAAAGGUCCUCGGCCGCUCGACCAAGCUGUCGGCCUACUGCAAGAACGACUCGAACGAGUCGACCUGGAUCGAGCUCGAGCUCAAGGGCAAGCCGGGCGACAACAACCUCGUCGUGCGCCGGUACCUGUCGCGCGACUCGGAGAAGACGCGCUUCGAGCUCGACGGCAACGAGGCGACGUCCAAGGCCGUCAUGGAGCACAUGGAGGAGCUCCAGGUCCAGGUCGGCAACCUGUGCACGUUCCUGCCGCAAGACCGGGUCGCCUCGUUCGCCAUGAUGACGCCGCCCGAGCUCCUGCGCGAGACGCAGCACGCGGCCGGCAACGAGAACCUCACCAAGUGGCACCAGGUCCUCAUCGCCGAGUACAAGCACCUCAAGGAGUCGCAGAUCGAGGUCGCCCGCCUGAGCGACGUCCUCACGCGCAAGCAGACCAAGCAGGCCGAGGCCGAGAAGGAGGUGCGCGCGUUCGAGCAGCGCGAGCGCCUCGAGCAGGACCGCGCCGUCGUCGAGGUCCUCGUCAAGUUUGCCGAGUACAACAAGGUCUACAACGAGUACGACACGAUGCGCGGCGACCGAGACCGGUGCAAGAACGAGGUGUCGCAGCUCGAGGAGGUCAACCGGCCGUUCAGGGCGAGCGUCGAGGCGCUCGACGGCUUGGUCAAGGCGUGCCGCAAGGAGCAGGACAAGGUCGACAAGAAGGUCCACAACCUGUUCAAGGACGCCGACAGCUUCAAGACGAGGCUCGACAAGCUCGACAACGACCGCAACACGGUCUCGGAGGCGAUCACCGACAUCAAGCGCACCGAGAACGAGCGCCGCAAGCGCGUCAACACGCUCGAGAUCGCCAUCGCCAAGCUCACGGACCUGGUCGCCGACGAGCCCGCCGAGGCCAACACGGCCGACCUCGACCGCCAGAUCAACGCUCUCAGCCGCAACCGCAACGAGAUCGCGAGCCAGAUCCAGGAGCGCCAGAACGAGCGCAGCGAGAUCGAGCGCCAGGCGGACGAGUUUAAGCUCGCCGAGCGCACGUACGGGGCCGAGAUCGAGAAGCAGCAGCAGGUGGCGACCCAGCGCGAGCGCAACCUCAAGCAGUGGGACCCCGACACGUGGAAGGCCGUCCAGUGGCUGCGGGCCAACAAGGCCGAGUUCCGCGGCCGCGUCUACGAGCCGGCGAGGCUCAGCAUGUCGAUGAAGAAGCAGUUCGGCAACGUCAAGCUCGACGCGCGGUACGCCGACCUCGUCGAGGGCCCGAUCCCUUUGAGCGCCAUCAACACCAUCCUGUUCGAGUUCCGCGAGGACUACGACCGCAUGAUGAAGAUCCUCACCGACGAGCCCAACCGCCGCCAGCCCAAGUCGGGCAUCUCGUUCAACGGCGCCGAGGUGACGGGCAUCCCGAGCGUCGACGAGAUGGAGCGCCCGCUGUCGGCCGACGACCUCGCCAAGUUCGGGUUCGACUGCUACGCCAUCGACCUCCUCGAGGGCCCGCCGGCCGUCCUGAGCUACCUCGCGCACAACUUUCAGCUGCACCGCAUCCCGAUGCAGCUCAGUCGGCGUCCUGUCGAUGCUCGCGGCAUCGAGGCGACGAGGCGCAUCCAGCGGUACUACACGCCCGACGGCAGCUCGUCGAUCAAGUUCUCGAUGUACGGUCAGCGUCUCGCCCAGCUCGAGGCGCGUCCGCUCAGCAGGGCCAAGGUCCUCGGCAACGGCGUCGACCAGGCGCGCAUCGACCACUUCGUGAACAGGGUCAGCGAGGCCAAGGCGUCUCGUGCGGCGCUCAAGGGCGACUUUGACCGCAGCAAGGAGGUCGAGCAGGAGCUCGUCGAGCAGGUCAAGCAGAUCGAGACCGAGAGGGAAGAGCUGCACCAGGAGCGCGUGAAGAUGCACAAGGCGCACGCGACGUGGGUCAAGAACAAGUCGAAGCUCGACACUGCGCAGAAGCAGCUCGACCGCGAGCUCGCCAAGCCGUCGGCGGCCGCCAAGCGCGCCCAGCUCAACGACGAGCUGCGCAAGCUCGUCGACAAGCGCGUCAAGGCGGCGCUCGGGUACGCCGACUCGACGGCGCAGGCGGCCGACUCGCAGGAGGGCGCCAUCAAGGUUGCGCUCCAGGCGCUCCAGGCCGAGAGCGACUUUCGUGCGCUCGACGCGCAGGUGCGCGAGCGGAACGUCGAGCUCGAGGAGAAGAAGGCCGAGCUGGAGCAGAUCACCGUCAAGGUCAAGGCCGCGCUCGUCCAGGGCAAGAAGCUGUACGCGAGCGCCAACGCCGCCCUCGAGGACGCCGACGAGGAGGUCAGCGUGCGCGUCAAGGCCCGCCAGGCGGAAGACGCCCUGUCGUCGCACCAAGAGCUCAACGACGAGCUGGGCGAGCUCGACGCUCAGCUCGGCUGCAUGGGCGCCGUCAGCCCGAUCGUCCUCGAGGCCUACAACAAGCGCAAGGUCGAGAUCGCCGACCAGCAGGCCAAGCUCGACUCGGCCCAGGAGCGCCUCGACGAGUCGCAGCAGAUCAUCACGACGACCGAGAACCUGUGGCGCCCUCGUCUCGACCGCCUCAUCAGCGACAUCUCGGCCAAGUUUACCACCGCGUUCGACACGCUCGGCCUGCUCGGCGAGGUUCGCCUCGCGACCGAGGACGACUACGAGAAGUGGGGCAUCGAGAUCAUGGUGUCGUUCCGGGACCGCAAGGACGACUCGCAGGACGUGACGCUGCAUGUCUUGAGCGGUCAGCGCCAGUCGGGAGGCGAGCGCGCCCUGACGACCGUCACGUACCUGCUCGCCCUUGCCGAGCUCGCGCGCGCGCCGUUCGCCCUCGUCGACGAGAUCAACCAGGGCAUGGACCAGCGUGCUGAGCGCAACAUGCACAAGAUGCUCGUUGAGACGACCUGCAGCCACGACGUCGGGCAGUACUUCCUCCUCACGCCCAAGCUCCUGCCCGACCUCGUCUAUCACCCCAAGAUGAAGGUCCUCGUCAUCAACGUGUCGCCGUACGUCCCGAGCGACCUGACAUUCCAGGGCAUCCUCGACAAGAAGCGCGAGCUCGUCCGCAAGCGCAAGAACGGCGCCCGGGCUGUGCUCGCCAACUGAGGGUCGAGCGAGCGAGACGUCGAGGUGGUCGGUCGCUUUG
This is a messenger RNA of Rhodotorula graminis WP1, 3601 nucleotides long. RefSeq lists its product as uncharacterized. The transcript is spliced from 17 exons. NCBI's taxonomy places the organism in Eukaryota, Fungi, Basidiomycota, Microbotryomycetes, Sporidiobolales, Sporidiobolaceae. The coding region runs from base 1 to 3561 and encodes 1186 amino acids. Gene Ontology annotation, cellular component: Smc5-Smc6 complex. Gene Ontology annotation, molecular function: ATP binding; ATP hydrolysis activity. Gene Ontology annotation, biological process: double-strand break repair via homologous recombination. The record is from RefSeq and is a predicted model, not a curated record.